AUGAGCGCUGAGGACGCGGAGGAGCGCGAGAUGGAGAUGCAAGCCAUCGAGGCCAUCUACGACCAGGACGCCCGCUGCGACCGCGCCGCGUCCGUCAUCGAGGUCCACGUCCCGGACCGCGCCCACCCACGAAAAGUGGUCCUGCGCGCACACCUUCCCUGUGACUACCCCUCCACCGCCGGCCCGGUCCUCGAAUUCCUCAGCCCGCACCUAGAUGCGGCGCAGCGUGAGUGGUGUUCGAGCGGCGCGUCGGACCUCGUCGUUCCCGGCGCGAGCUGCAUCUACCCCGUCGCGGAGUGGCUCCGCGAGCAGGAGCACCUGUGGGCGACGGACGGCGCGGAGCCUGCCGACGGUGACCCGGGGGGCGGCAAGCUGAGCGAGGAGCAGGAGGCCGAGCUCGCCGCGGCGGUGGAGAAGCACUGUGCGUUCGUGGACGACGUCGCGAGCACGAUCAUCACGGGCGAGCCAUUUACCGAGCGGAAGUCCACGUUCCAGGCGCACGUGUGUCCGGUGAAGUCGGCGGCGGAGGUGGACGCGUUCGUGGAGGCACUGUUCCGGAACAACAAAGUCAGGAACGCGACACACAACAUCCUCGCGUACCGGAUCUGGGUCGACGAGCGGCAGGCGUGGCUCCAGGACUGCGACGACGGCGUCGGGCCGGACGACCCCGGCGAGGACGCCGCCGGCGGGCGGCUGCUGCACCUCAUGCAGGUUGCGGACGUGAAGGACUGCGCGGUGGUGGUGACGCGGUGGUACGGGGGGGUGCUGCUGGGGCCGUCGCGGUUCGCGCUCAUAAACAACGCUGCGCGACAGCUGCUGGAACAGACGGGGUACAUCGUGCAGAAGGCGGGCAAGGCGGGCAGGGGGAAGUGA
Pedinophyceae sp. YPF-701 is the source of this 873-nucleotide messenger RNA. NCBI's taxonomy places the organism in Eukaryota, Viridiplantae, Chlorophyta, Pedinophyceae. The record is from the annotation of a GenBank genome assembly.